CCUGCACAAUGUCUGUGUCUGAUGCUAGUUUUGGGUGGAGCAGACAUCGCUCGAUGGCGUUGAGUGGGGCGGAAUCCGUGGUGCUGCUCGCGUCUCGAGACUCGUUUCUCCCGGAAGUGGGUGGUUAAGUCGCCACUCGGUCACUGCUGGCUAACGAGCGAUCGCUGGGAUGAAGGAGAGUCGGGGAUAUUCUUGGGGCUGACAAAUAUCCGACGACACAGUAGUGAAAUUUAAUUUUUAACCAAUUAGUUUGCGGUAUAUCCGCAGAAAUCCACCUCGAACGCUCACAAAAAAGGCUCAGACACCCCGCCGCCAAGAUGAUGGAAGAAAUUGACAGAUUUCAAGUCCCGACUGAGGCAGAGAUGCAGCCUUUUGAUCCAGCAUCAUCGACCACAUCAGAGGCAGACUCAGAUACCAGGGAGAAUGAACCUGCCACCCUGAACUAUAAACCUUCUCCUCUCCAUAUGAAGAUAGACAAACAGAGAGAGCUGGUUAGGAAAGGUUCGCUGAAAAAUGGUAAUGCAGGAAGCCCUGUCAAUCAACAACCCAAGAAAAAUAAUGUGAUGGCCAGAACAAGGUUAGUGGUUCCCAAUAAAGGCUACUCUUCUUUAGACCAGAGCCCAGAUGAGAAACCUUUAGUUGCUCUAGACACAGACAGCGAUGACGACUUUGACAUGUCUAGAUAUUCCUCAUCAGGAUACUCAUCAGCCGAGGUGAGGUCUCUAUGGGAACAGCAGAUAAACCAGGAUCUGAACAUCCAGCUACUGAAAGAUGGAUACAGGCUGGAUGAGAUCCCUGAUGAUGAAGACCUGGACCUCAUACCGCCCAAAUCCGUCAACUCCACCUGCAUGUGCUGCCAAGCCACCUCCUCCACUGCUUGUCAAAUCCAGUAAACCCAUCACCUUUACUCCUCCUCGUGCUCCCUCUCUCUCUCUCUCUCUCUCUCUUUUCCAUCCCUUAUUCCCGUUCAUAACCUCCGAUAAGACAUCUAAUCAAUAUUACAGUGGGAAAUGUACAGUACAGUAAACGUUACGAUAAACAUAGUGUACAGGAAAAUGUGAACACACACACAUAGGCCUACACAAAAACGCAUUACAUGUGCUAACACACACAUACACACAUUUACUCUAACAUACGAUUAUUAACAUGACUAUUAUUGGUUGCUUCCUCCUAUGGCAGGAUAUGCACUGUUUUGCUAAUACGCUAGGAGAGUCUGCUCACUUUCACCUCCUAGUCUGCAUUGCGUUAUACUGUAAAAGUGAAAGUAGAACAAAUAAAGCUUUAAAACGGCUUUAAUUGUGAUUUAAAAACAACAACUUGAUGUUACAGAGAGUUUGAAAUAGCUUAUCCACAGAAUUAUCUGCUUUCAUAUUGCACUCAUUGCAUUAACGUUGUCGUUAGGGUAAGAUUUGAUUUCCGUACGGAUCUGGUUGGAUGUUUAUUGUUCGUGGCUGCUAUUGAGGCUAUACUUGGGUUCGUUUUUUGUUGAACAUUUUGCAUGUUGGUGCAUUCGUACUGCAGCGCUAACAGUAGCCUUGUCUGGCAUGCACCUGGGCAUCACACUUUGUUUUGUUUACUCUUGGUAUGUCACAUACGUGUAUUUAAUUGAAUCAUGUUUGAAACUACGCUGGAUUUGAGAUGCGAAUGUGUCAUGAAAGGAAAGGCAAUAUUCUUCUUUGAGAAUUUGAUCUGAUUGGUCAACUAGGCCUGGACUGUUGUUCUUUUCACAGUACCUCU
This is a messenger RNA of Rhinichthys klamathensis goyatoka, 1737 nucleotides long. It is a transcript of the gene fam219ab, whose product is annotated as family with sequence similarity 219 member Ab. Bases 318 to 893 code for a protein of 191 amino acids. Lineage: Eukaryota; Metazoa; Chordata; Actinopteri; Cypriniformes; Leuciscidae. The record is from RefSeq and is a predicted model, not a curated record. The transcript has 6 exons.